UAAAAUUUAAAAACAAAAAGAAUAAUAUAUAAUAAUAUAAAUAGACAACACAGAUGCGUACUUUGUACUAUGUUGUCCGUUUGGGGUUGCUUUGCUAAUUGCUUUACCUGUUAUCAAUAGAUUGAUAGAAGGCAAAGAUUUUGUAAGCUUGUUUUGGUUAUGUGUGCAAGAAUUUUGAAAGGAAGAAGUUGAAUAAAAAGAAAAAGAAAAAAAAAGCUCUUAUAGUGGGGUUAUUGUGGCAGUGUGAAGAAGAGCAAGUUAAAGUUGUAUGGGGGCUUGAAAGUGGAGACUUUCGGAUGCAACAAACAAGAGACAUGUCGCAGCAGGCAACCACUCCAUCUCGCUUAAAAGCAUCGUCUUCAAAACUCAAGGACUCGCCAACUCCACCAAAACCAUCAAAUUCAAGAGCAAAAUCGUUAUUAUCCGCAGAUGUGAACCACAACCAUAAUUCCAUUAAGGUUCGGAGGCCACUCGGAGGGAGCAAGCAGCCCAAAUCUGCAGAGCAAUCAGAAGAAGCACCUUUGCCUCCUUCGGGAUCUCAAAAGGGUGGUGGUCUUGGUCGUCGGGAACUUGAGGAAUCUAAAGCUGUUGUGAGGCGGCAUCCAGUUGCUGUGGAGCAAUUUGCUCGGCCACGUCGCCACCAACGGUCAGCGUCUGUGAUGGAUCCCACCACUCCUAAGAAAAUUGAGCAUGACCCCCCUUCACAAUUACAUCGCAUCAGCAACAAGAAGAAGAGCAAUUCGGAGCAGGAGUUGCAGGAGAAGCUUGAGAUGAGCCAGAGUUUUAUUCGGAAUUUGGAGUCUGAAAUGCUCAGCUUGAAGGCAGAGUUGGACAAAGCUCGAGCCUUCAAUUUGGAGCUUCAAUCGCACAACGAUAAGCUCACUCGGGAUCUUGCCGCUGCUGAAGCAAAGGUACAAGCUCUUAGCAGCCGUGACCCGAGGGAAUCAAUUGGAGACGACCAGACUCCUAAAUUUAAAGACAUUCAGAAACUCAUUGCCAAUAGACUAGACCGCUCCGUAGUUAAACAUGAGGCAAUCAAUGGAGCAAACAAUAUCAAAAGGCCCUCCCCUUCCCUGCCACCAUCACCACCACCACCACCACCAACACCACCACCAGCAGGUGAUAGAAGUUCCAAAGACACUAACUUAGACAGGAAGGACCAAGCCUUACCAUCUCGUCUGCCGCCUCUUCCCCCACCACCCCCGCCUCCACUGCAGUCCUCAGCUAGACCAACUACCAACCUCAAGGCUCCUACACUUGUACAAUUCUAUCACUCAUUGACGAAGCAAGAGGGAAACAAAGAUUCCACAGGAUCAAGAAACCAUUAUCAUAAGCCAGCUGCUGUUAGUGCACAUAAUAGCAUAGUUGGAGAAAUCCAAAAUCGCUCUGCUCAUUUGUUAGCUAUCAAAUCUGACAUUGAAACCAAAGGACAGUUCAUCCAUGGCCUCAUUGAGAAGGUGCUGGCUGCAGCUUAUACGGAUAUAGAAGACGUUGUUAAAUUUGUAGAUUGGCUUGAUGGGGAACUCUCAUUAUUGGCAGAUGAACGGGCUGUUUUAAAGCAUUUUAAGUGGCCUGAGCGGAAAGCUGAUGCCUUGCGAGAGGCGGCCAUUGAAUAUCGUGAGCUUAAGUUGUUGGAAAAAGAGAUUUCUUCCUUCAAGGAUGACAUGGACAUUCCAUGUGCAGCUGCCUUGAAGAAGAUGGGCAGCUUACUUGACAAGUCGGAGCGAAGCAUACAGAGGUUGAUUAAACUGAGAAACUCAGUUCUGUGUUCUUAUCAAGAAUGCAGAAUUCCAACUGAAUGGAUGCUUGAUUCAGGAAUUGUGAGUGAGAUAAAGCAGGCUUCCAUGAAUCUGGCCAAAAUGUACAUGAAGAGAGUGACAUUAGAGAUUGAAUCCAUUCAGAAUUCAGACAGAGAAUACAGUCAAGAAUCUCUUCUGCUGCAAGGAGUAAAAUUUGCAUAUAGAGCUCACCAGUUUGCUGGAGGUCUCGAUUCAGAAACAUUAUGCGCCUUUGAAGAGAUAAGACAACGGUUUCCUGGACAAUUGGGAGGCUCCCGGGAGUUACUGGCUGGCAUACCAUCCUCAUAACAAUAACAAGUUCCCAUAGAGCAUCUUCUAACAACAACCAACUGCAAGCACAAAUUUGGAGAAUGUUGGCUUUGAAAGAGAUCAAGGUCAAGCAAUUUUGCUACCUGGCAAAUGCUUCUUGAAAAAGGGAAGAAGAUGGAUAUAGUGGCUAAUCUUUUGGUGAACUACUAGCAUGCCCUAAAUGUCCAAAGCUCUUAGUUCUAAAAUGUUCACUUAUUGAUAAAUCGUCUGUAUUUCCAGUUUCCAUUUUGCAGGGAGAACAAUGUUUUGUUAUGUAAUUAUAUUUGUACACUUUUUUUUUUUUUUUUUUUUUUUUGGUCUGUAACAAUAUAUAUCCUUAUUUGUAAUGUAGCUAAUCCAUCUAAUAUACAGGAGAUCCUUCCUUCUUUUUA
Ziziphus jujuba (common jujube) is the source of this 2479-nucleotide messenger RNA. RefSeq names its product INCREASED PETAL GROWTH ANISOTROPY 1-like protein 1. The record is from RefSeq and is a predicted model, not a curated record. Gene Ontology annotation, biological process: chloroplast organization. Gene Ontology annotation, cellular component: chloroplast outer membrane. NCBI's taxonomy places the organism in Eukaryota, Viridiplantae, Streptophyta, Magnoliopsida, Rosales, Rhamnaceae. The transcript has 7 exons. Bases 297 to 2087 code for a protein of 596 amino acids.